Molecule: messenger RNA, 2156 nt
Organism: Gasterosteus aculeatus aculeatus (three-spined stickleback)
Lineage: Eukaryota; Metazoa; Chordata; Actinopteri; Perciformes; Gasterosteidae
Product: olfactory receptor 2AT4-like
Biological process (GO): detection of chemical stimulus involved in sensory perception of smell; G protein-coupled receptor signaling pathway
Cellular component (GO): membrane
Molecular function (GO): G protein-coupled receptor activity; odorant binding; olfactory receptor activity
Source: RefSeq, a predicted model, not a curated record
GGAACGUAUAUUUUUCACCGUACACAGUUCAGACACAUGGACAUCGGUUUGUUGCUCUUAGACUCAGCAUCAAAUCAAGCUGCUGCUGAACAACCACUGAGAGAACAUCAGGUACGACGCUUAUGCUGAUUGUUUUUUAGCACAUGUAGAUAUAUGUGAACUUACUGGUGUUGCAUAUUGCUAUGUUUUCAUGUGCUUAGUCAAGAGGAAGAACAUUUAUUCAUGUGUUUUAUUGUCACUGUUGAGGUUUAAUGUGUAAUAACUUGAUUUCACUGUUCUGUAGACUGUGGAGCUUUUAAGCAGAGGCCUUCCUCCAGUUCAACUAUGACUUUUCUCAGGACUUCUUUAAACAACUCUCUCAUCAUUCGUCCUCCAGGCUUCCACAUAGUCGGAUUUGAGACAUUACCCUUCAUUAGUGUCUACUUCAUCUUUCUAUCGUUUGUUUACGUGGUUACAGUGAUGUUCAACAGUUUGGUGAUCUAUGUCAUUGCUUUCAAUCACUGCUUACAUUCUCCAAAAUUUCUGGCUGUGAUCAACCUCGCAGUAAUUGAUAUAGUCCUCAACACGACUACUAUUCCUGGCAUGGUAAAGAUAUUCCUCGUUAAGGACAAUUUCAUUCCAUUCAACUUGUGUUUGGUACAAAUGUUCUCCUACUAUUGUUCUUUAGGUCUGGAGUCAUUUGCACUUGCUAUACUUGCCUACGACAGGUUGAUUGCAAUAUGUUUACCUCUGCGUCACAACUCAGUCAACACUUUGCAGAGCAUGUCUUGUAUUAUUGGCUUUACUUGGUCUUUUUCUGUGGGAGUAACAGCAUUUUCAACAGGUAUAAUGACUCAACUCUCAUUUUGUAAAUCUGUCAGAGUGUUCAGCUAUUUCUGUGACUAUGCACCUGUGUUCAGACUUGCCUGUAACGAUUACACAAUGCAGUGGUCUGCAGCCUCUUUUCUCUCCUUCAUGAUACUCGGAGGACCCUUUGUUUUUAUCAUCCUGUCUUAUGUCACUAUCCUGGUGACAGUGUUUAGAAUGAGAUCUUUGGACAGUCGAGUUAAAGCUCUUGCCACUUGUGGUGAGCAUGUCAUCCUUGUUGCUGUAUUUUAUGUUCCUAUUAUCACUAUUUUCACUCUUGGGUUUUUUCUGCGUCUGACUGACCCGGACCAGCGUGUGCUUAGCCUGUCCCUGGCCUCUUGCAUCCCACCCUGCAUCAAUCCAAUAGUCUAUUCUUUGAAAACCAAAGAGAUCAAAAUGAGAGCCGUGGCCCUUCUGAGAAGAAAUGUCAUCGGCACGGACCAACGUAAGAGGAAACCUUUGAGGGUUGAAAAGUCUUUCAGGCUCUAACGUUUUUUUGGUGUCAAAAGCGAUGGCUCUUUUUGUUCCCACAUUGUUUUUCAUUGGAACAGGUUUAAUGAAGCCGCUGUGACUUUACACAUGUUCUGUCCUAGUCUGUUACCCUUUAACUUAACCUGAACACAACCUAUACUCAAAUAAUUUGUCUCUGCUACCGAUACAACAAUACCCGGGUCAAGGCCCUUAGACUAUUACUGCAGGAAGAACUAUUAUUAACGGGAACACUGAGGAGAACGGACUUUGAAACAGGAUCCACAUGUAGCGUUUACAGCUUCAAAUUAACUUAGAAUUGUCUACUUAACCUCUAAAACUAAAACUAAUCUUUAGGUGUCGCAUCUGGAUAUUUUAAUCAUCACCCUCUGCAAAGAAUGUACAUGACUUCAUUUUUGUUCAGAAAAUAAAGUUAAUUUAUGUCCAUAUAUGUGAAGUAUGAUCCGCAGCAAAAAUAAUCUUGCCCUGGACUAUUAAGUGUGUUUGUAGUGAAAAGACAAUUUGUAAUUCAUCAACCAACAGAAACUUAGCACAGUUUGCAUCAAUUUCUAUAUUUGCUGAUAAGCGAAAUGGGAGUACAGAAAUGCUAAAAGCAUGUUAGAGGUCAUUUAAGAACAUUGUCUCAUUAUAGUUUGUCCACCAGAUAGCAUUUGCAUGCAGUCAGUACAUAUCGUGGUCACUGGUAUAUUGUUCAUUUAACAGAAUCUUAAAUGACAAUCAUUUUUUCUUGUGACAUAUAUAGAGAGAGAAAGAGAGAGGGAGAGAUUCUUUCAUAUUCACGUUUUUAUUUGAACUUGAAUAGUAAUCUGCCGUUGAAAGAU